UAAUCGCAAAAGCGUACGUUGUGGACGAAUUAUCUCCUUCAGUUGUAGUUUGUCAAUACACUAGACUGUCAUAUCUACCAAAUAUGUAUAGCAACGUGCCAAGUACAGCAAGUUCUCAGGAAUCUCUGAUGUCACUCAGCUCAGACGAAGGUCAAGGAGGUAGCGACUUGGAUAAUAUUAAUGUAGUGGUCAGAGUUCGUCCCUUAGCUAGUCAUGAAGUUGGAAAGAAAGACAUCCAGGCUGUACAAUUUCCAGGAGAAGGACAGAUCAUGGUUGAUGACCAGAUCAAUGGGCAUUCUCGUGUUUACACCUUUAAUGUUGUAUUUGAGCCAGAAGCUAGUCAAGAAGAUGUCUUUGAAUUCUCAGGACUUAAGAGGCUGGUUGAUAUGGCUCUUGAUGGAUUUGCUUGUACAGUUUUGGCUUAUGGACAAACUGGAGCAGGAAAAACGUACACUUUGACAGGACCACAGGGAGAAGGUGCAGGAAUUAGCCAUGAACCUGGUGUUAUUAAUCUUGCAUUCUCCUACCUGUACGAAGGAAUCAAACAGAGGAAAUCAGAGGAUUUCGUUAUCCAUGCUUCCUAUUUAGAAAUUUAUAACGAGCACGUCUUAGAUCUGCUGAAUCCUUCUCCAAAACAUCUACCUGUGAGAUGGUCUAAAGACAAAGGUUUUUAUGCAGAAAACUUGUUUGCUGUAGAAUGCGAAGAUGAAGGUGACCUCCAAGGAGUUUUAGAAGAGGGAAAGAAAAACCGACAAGUACGAAGUCACAACAUGAACGAGCAUUCCAGCCGGAGCCACACUCUUCUAGUGCUGACACUAACAGCAGAGACUCGAGACCUUGAUGAUCCACACACCUUCAUCCGUAGACAAGGCAAGUUGUCUCUUGUAGACCUCGCAGGCUCUGAAAAAACCAAGAAAACCAACAGUAAAGGAGAAACUUUGGUGGAGGCCAACAACAUCAAUAAAUCUCUGUUAGUUCUUGGGAAUUGUAUAUCGGCUUUGGCUGAUCCAAGAAAAAGAAGUGGACACAUACCGUACAGAGACAGCUGUUUAACCAAACUUUUGGCGGAAAGUCUUGGCGGUGGAGGAAUGGCCCUUAUGAUCGCUUGUGUUUCUCCCAGUAGAACUAAUGCACCAGAAACCAUCAGCACCCUUCGAUAUGCUUCCCGAGCUAAGCGAAUCAAAACCAAACCCAUUGUGAGGAUGGAUCCCAGAGAACAAUUGAUCAUGAGUCUGAAAAGAGAAGUGAAACUUCUAAGAAUGGAAAAUACUUACUUAAGACAACAGACAAAUUUGGUGAACGGGAUAAAUGUUAUUAUGAACCAAGGAGGACGAGAAAUCACAGUUGAAGAUGGUAAUACAGGAAAUCAAAAAGAAUUAGAAAAAGAUCUAACUACCAUGGUUAACAAUUACAUGCAAGAAAAUGAAAAUCUCAGGGCAGAAAAUGCUCAACUUCAUCAAAUGCGAGAGUUGUUGAUACGCGACCAUGAGUUAGUUUGUAAGGAGAAUGAACGUCUCAUGAAGAAGCUAGCUGAUAUGGAACAAGGUUUGGUUCGAUCUCCGACACAUGAAGAGUGCCGACAAAAUCCCCGAUCUGACUCAACAAUGUCUUCUGCUAUGAGUUUUGGAAACUCUGGAUUGUGGAAGUCGUUAGCCAAUAUUAGCAAGGAGAGAGAAGCUGAGAAACCUGGCUCUUCCAAUGGCGAAAGAAAACCACCACAC
Molecule: messenger RNA, 1721 nt
Organism: Limulus polyphemus (Atlantic horseshoe crab)
Lineage: Eukaryota; Metazoa; Arthropoda; Merostomata; Xiphosura; Limulidae
Product: kinesin-like protein KIF12
Exons: 16
Biological process (GO): microtubule-based movement
Molecular function (GO): ATP binding; microtubule motor activity; microtubule binding
Source: RefSeq, a predicted model, not a curated record